Messenger RNA from Bolinopsis microptera, 2787 nucleotides. RefSeq lists its product as uncharacterized. The transcript has 9 exons. The record is from RefSeq and is a predicted model, not a curated record. Gene Ontology annotation, biological process: phosphatidylinositol dephosphorylation. The coding region runs from base 56 to 1792 and encodes 578 amino acids. Gene Ontology annotation, cellular component: ruffle; cytoplasm; plasma membrane. NCBI's taxonomy places the organism in Eukaryota, Metazoa, Ctenophora, Tentaculata, Lobata, Bolinopsidae. Gene Ontology annotation, molecular function: phosphatidylinositol-4,5-bisphosphate 5-phosphatase activity.
UAGUGUCGAGCUAGCUUAGUUGAAUUAGUAGCUCCCUCCACCGAUCAUCAUCAUCAUGCGUACUAAAAAUCUGAUCAACUCUCUGUACAUUAAAAAGAGGACUAAUGUGAAAGAGGUCGACGCGGGCUGGGUCUCAAGAGAAGAGAAGAAGAAACAGGAGAAGAUACAAAGCCACAUGGCCACGGAGAGCAAGAAACUCAAGUUCCAGGUGGUCACAUACAAUGUUGCGGAGCUGGCUAAACCUGACGGGGCUGACUUAACUUCCAUACUAGCUCUUGAGGACAAACCAGAUGUUAUAUCCAUCGGGUUGGAAGAGUCAGGAGAUUUUGAUUUUAUACCAGACGAGGAGCACAAACAAGACCCCUGGUGCAAAAAGUUUGAUUCCCUUCUCUGGGGGCGUGGUUAUUACGUUGUUGCCCUUACUUCGGUCUUUCAGAUAAAGUUGCGAGUAUACAUCAAGAAAGAGCACAUGCGGGCAGUCAGUCACGUGGAAGCAACUACCUCAAAGAGUGGCUUCGUCGGUGGAGUGUCGAACAUUUUCAAAGGAGCAGCAACGAUCAGGUUUCGUCUCUACGGUAAACAUGUCGCCUUCAUCAACUGCCACCUCACUGCCUUUGAUGCCAGGAUACUCGACAGGAAUACAGAAUACUGGCAGUUCUUCGCUGAACAGGAGUUCGCAGACCCACAGUGCGAGGAAUUGUACCAACACGACUAUGUGAUCUGGUCGGGAGAUCUCAACUACAGGGUAGCCUUUGACAACCUGGAAACUAGGAAGAUGGUUGCAGAUGGUAGACAUCUAGAACUUGUCCAGUACGAUCAGCUGAAAACACAGCAGAAAGAGGGAUUAGCCUUCGUGGGAUUUGAGGAGGGAGAAAUCACCUUCCCUCCAUCCUACAAGUUUGAUAUGGGAACGGAUAUUUUUGAUAGUAGUAAAAAGCAAAGAGUACCGUCCUGGUGUGACAGAGUUCUCUUUAGGACAAAGGGAGAUCGAGAGAUAGCAGCGAACACUGUAAACUGGGAUCCGACAUUAAAGAAUUUGAGUGAUUCAGACAGUGAAUCGGAAGAGAUCUCCAAGAAAAGUGACCUGGUGUCACCAAAACCAGCGAAUAAAUCCAAAAAGUCGCGCACACUUUUCAAAAAGAAGGUGAUGAGGAAGAAAGACCACUGUCUCCGAUCGGAAGAGAUGAGAAGGAAGACCCUGGGUGUUCUACGUAUGAUGCACUUGACAAGCUCUGCAAAGGCUGAUGCCCAGGCCAAGAUAGAGUUAAAGUUCGGGGAUUUUAAUGACAGUGAACAAUUCCAGGAACUGUUAACGAAGAUAGAUAACGAGAGUAAGAAAGUAACCCCUUCAAUCGAAGUGAUAUCCUACAAAAGCUACCCAGAGAUCAAGAUAUCAGACCACAAACCUGUAGCAGCCCUACUGAACGUCGUCAUGCCCUCCAGCCAAGGUAUCCGACAGUUGGAAAUGGAACCACAACACGCCACAUGGUUUAAGAAGAAAUCCAUGAAGAUCCACAUAAAACACCUAGGUAUAUCAGGUAAGAUAAGCCCUGCAAGCUGUGGUCACUGGGUUGGACUCUACAAGAAAGGGUGGGUUAACAAGUCUACCUACUUUACCUCUGCGUACGUCCAGAAGAAGAACAAACCAAAAGGGGGAUAUGAUCUAAAAGCUAAGUUUGGGACUAGGGCUCACCCUGGUGAGGGGGACGCUAUUGAAGCGGUGUACUUCAUGUCUAAAGACGCUUCGGAACCUGCUGCUGUUAUACAAGUUAAAUGUGGAUAUUUUGUGUGAUCAAUGUUAACAGCUGACUGACCCUUAGAGAAUAAAGAUUUUCGAACUUUGUGGCCCGUCAGGAGUGGGGUUUUAUCUAAUUUCAGUUGGAAAUAUUUCAUAUGUUAAUAGAAUGUCGUUAUAAAUUAACGAGUUGUUGAAGUGCAAACUGGUACUGGUACUAUCAUUCAUCAAGAAUACGAUAUUUUGUGAGAAUCAAGGCAAGGCUAUAUUUAGGGACAGAUAUUGGCAUUGCUUCUGUUUGACGGCCAUUAAGCUAGCCAUAUAACUGUAUCUACAGUGUAGUCUCAUAUAUAACUCGACCGAUAUAGAAAUAUAUUCAGCGGUGACGUGACCUAUUUAUCGUCCACAAAGAUCACAUUUGAUAAAGCUAUCUCGGUUAGGCAUCAAACUUAAGUCAAAGUUUUAAAAUAUUCAUAGAUUUAGUUGAAUCGCCAACAAUUAGCGUCAAUGCAGUUUAUAUGUUUUACGGUUAAUAUAAUUUACGGUUAAUGUAAUAUGCAUGGUUCGUCAAAUUUAAUAUUCGUUAAAAGAAUGAUAAUUCAGAUCUCGAUUACCGUUUGAAAAAAUACGAAAUUCAGCAAGUCUUCGAAAUUUUAACUAUAUUGGGGAAUUGAUCCCGUCGGCAUUGCAUUGAUCCUGAGACAUGAAUUUGAUAAUUAAGCAUGAUAUGGUAAAGCAUGCUACAAUAUAUCUUUAGAGUUACUAUUUACAGUCAUUAAUCUCCACUUAUACAUUUAAUUCACCAAACUAAUGUAUAACAAAAGAAUACUGGCGAAGGUUUGAUGAAUUACAAUUACUAGUCCACCAUGGCGAAUUUGCAAAUUGUGUGCUACACCACUAUCAGAAUUUACAACAUGAUGCUUGCUUUGGCAUCAAGUUCGUGCGAUUUGUCAUUGGGUUUUUAUGCUUAAAGUUUUAUUUUGAAUUUAAUUGACUGAAGUUUAUAAUACUUUGAUAUAAAGGAGCAAAAGAAUGUUUCCACUUAUAUGAAA